GCAAUGUUGUGUCCUCUGUCUCUCAACUGUCAAGGAACUCCUGUAACCCUGGACCAGGAGGACCCUGCGAUCACACAACUACCACCUCCCAUCACACCUCAGGUAGUUUCCAAACCUGAGACAUUGGAGUCCCCAAUGAAAUUUUCAAUUCUUCUUUCCCCAAUAUCUCCAGAACCAAGGAUUGAUGUGACACCCGACACUACUCUCAAUACAAUCAACUACGACUUCGACCUCUCUGACUUGAGUGCAGACAACAGCACUGCUGAUGACAUAGAAGAGUUUCAACCAACUGGGUUACAUUCUGUGGAGACAGCUUCGCUACAAUCUCUUGACUUCUACACCUAUCACCCCACAGAGUUACCAGCCCCAACCUCCACCACUCACACGUCUGACACCAAGACUAGUGUGCCUAUUCAGUUACCAAUGAUGACCGCUAACUCAUCACUGCUGGACACUAGUGAGUCACCAUCCCAACCACACACACUCCCCUCUCCCCUCAAGCCAGUCCCUGCAUCUUCUGAAUACCAGGGAUUCUCUACCCAAGGCUGGCAAAUACCAAGCAUCCCUUGUGAGACUGGGGUGACUCCUGCUCCGGCACCACCCAAGUCAAAGUCUAAUGACAAGAUUGUCAAAGCCCUCAGUGGUGUCAUGGAUACGUUUGACAACCUUCUAUAACUAGACUGUGUAGUUGUUAUCUUACCAAAUAUAUUUAUUUGAUCUACAAGUUAACUAAGAUUUGUAGUAUUGCAA
This is a messenger RNA of Macrosteles quadrilineatus (aster leafhopper), 750 nucleotides long. RefSeq names its product soluble scavenger receptor cysteine-rich domain-containing protein SSC5D-like. The transcript has 5 exons. The record is from RefSeq and is a predicted model, not a curated record. Lineage: Eukaryota; Metazoa; Arthropoda; Insecta; Hemiptera; Cicadellidae. Bases 4 to 675 code for a protein of 223 amino acids.